This is a messenger RNA of Antechinus flavipes (yellow-footed antechinus), 10361 nucleotides long. It is a transcript of the gene SLC35F5, whose product is annotated as solute carrier family 35 member F5. NCBI's taxonomy places the organism in Eukaryota, Metazoa, Chordata, Mammalia, Dasyuromorphia, Dasyuridae. Gene Ontology annotation, cellular component: membrane. Gene Ontology annotation, biological process: regulation of peptide transport. The transcript is spliced from 17 exons. The coding region runs from base 615 to 2060 and encodes 481 amino acids. The record is from RefSeq and is a predicted model, not a curated record.
CCCUCUUAGGCUUCGCUCGGCUCCACCUCUCUCCGCCCCCCUCCCGGGCUCCCGAGGAGAGACGCGACUGGGAACCUUCUCCCUGAGGGAGCCCCGGCUGCUUUAGCGGGGCCUGGACUGCUCACUCCCGUGUUGGGAAAAUGAGCGAACGGGCUCAGUGAGUCCCCUCAGCGGGCGUCGGCCGCAGCUGAUUUAGCUGUAGCGGCGGAGGGGGGGGCGCGGCCCGGCCCGGCUGGGGCCGCUCAUGGUGUCGCCACGACGCCAUCGCGGCGCAGGACGGCCAGGUUUGCAAAGCACUUUACAAAUCUUGGUCCUAAGAAGACAGCUAGGUGGUUCAGUGGAUGGCGCUGGGCCUAGAGUCAGAAAGACCUGACUCUUAAUCUGCGGGAGAAAGAAGUAACAAAGUACUGCAGUAUCUUUGCCAAGAAAACCCCAUGCAGGGUCACAGAGUCCAGCAUGAGGUGAUUUGAAUUCUUCAGUUUGUAAUAGUCUCAGUUGUGCAAAGCUUUCAAACUUUUUUCAAGACCUAAAAAAGGCCUUUAAAGGGAGGUCAGUUCAAGGCCCUUUAUUUGCUUCAUGAUUGUGAAAUAAUUUGCAUUUAUAUUAGACUGCAAAUGGUUUGGGUAUUUAUCAUGAACCGAAUGAAUUCCCAGAGCAAUGCUUUUACUCAGCGGAGGCGAAUGGCUCUUGGAAUUGUUAUUCUCCUACUUGUGGAUGUUAUAUGGGUUGCUUCUUCAGAACUUACUUCAUAUGUUUUUACUCAAUAUAAUAAACCAUUCUUCAGCACCUUUGCAAAAACAUCAAUGUUUGUUUUAUACCUCUUGGGCUUUAUAAUUUGGAAGCCAUGGAGGCAACAGUGUACAAGAGGAUUUCGUGGACGACAUGCUGCUUUUUUUGCAGAUGCUGAAGGUUACUUUGCUGCUUGUACUACAGAUAAUACCAUGAAUAGUUCUUUGAGUGAACCUCUGUAUGUUCCUGUGAAAUUUCAUGACUUGACAAAUGAAAAAUCUGACAGUACAAAUGGUGAGAAUGAAAAAACACCCAAAAAGUCUCGUGUAAGGUUCAGUAAUAUUAUGGAGAUCCGACAACUUCCAUCAAGCCAUGCACUGGAAGCCAAGUUAUCUCGAAUGUCAUAUCCUGCUGUGAAAGAACAAGAGUCAAUCCUGAAAACUGUAGGGAAACUUACUGCAACUCAAGUAGCAAAAAUUAGCUUUUUCUUUUGCUUUGUGUGGUUUUUGGCAAAUUUAUCAUAUCAAGAAGCACUUUCAGACACACAAGUUGCUAUAGUUAACAUCUUGUCUUCAACUUCUGGACUUUUUACUUUAAUCUUAGCUGCAGUGUUUCCAAGUAACAGUGGAGACAGAUUUACUCUUUCUAAACUGUUAGCUGUCAUUUUAUGCAUUGGAGGUGUUGUGCUGGUAAACCUUUCAGGGUCUGAGAAAUCUGCUGGAAAAGAUACAAUAGGUUCCAUCUGGUCUCUUAUUGGUGCCAUGCUUUAUGCUGUCUAUAUUGUUAUGAUUAAAAGAAAAGUAGACAGAGAAGAUAAAUUGGAUAUACCAAUGUUCUUUGGUUUUGUAGGUCUCUUUAAUCUGCUGCUGUUAUGGCCGGGGUUCUUUUUACUUCAUUAUACUGGAUUUGAGGCCUUUGAAUUUCCCAAUAAAUUAGUAUUAAUGUGCAUUGUCAUUAAUGGCCUAAUUGGAACAGUUCUCUCAGAGCUGCUGUGGUUAUGGGGCUGUUUCCUUACCUCAUCCCUGAUUGGUACACUUGCACUAAGCCUUACAAUACCUCUGACCAUAAUAGCUGAUAUGUGCUUGCAAAAGGUGCAAUUUUCCUGGUUAUUUUUUGCAGGUGCUAUUCCUGUGUUUUUUUCAUUUUUCAUUGUAACUCUCCUAUGUCAUUAUAAUAACUGGGAUCCAGUGAUGGUGGGAGUCAGAAGAAUUUUUGCCUUUAUCUGUAGAAAACAUCGAAUUCAGAGAGUUCCAGAAGAUAGUGAGCAGUGUGAGAGCCUCAUUCCUUUGCACAGUGUUUCUCAGGAGGAUGGAGCUAUCUGCUGUUCAUAAAUUAUAGCUUGAAGAUGAAGCACUAAACAAGCGAAGAGACAAUCUCUAACAAGGUUAUAUAGAAAAAAUAUUUCAGUGCCUACUCCAAAUUUAAAAUAAUAGUUUCAGUUGUUUGAAACUCUAAAAUAAAUAUUUUCUCCUCAUUCUUGUGUUAUUAAGUUUUAUAAGGAACUAUUUUGCUACAAACAUCACUACAAGUAUAGGAUAUUCUGGUUAAUCUAAAGAACCGACUUGCUUUACAGAUCUCAUGGGGUUCAGUUGGUGAAGUUGUCAAGGAAGAAAAAUGCUGAAGUUCAAGAGACCUUUUGUUUUUACAUUUUUUGUUAAAUGCUGGACUAUAGAACUAUUUGUAAGAAAUCCUCAAAGUCUUUAGUUCAUUUCUUUUAGGAGAAAUGCAAAAGGCUAUGGUGCCUUGUAGGUACGGAUUAUAUUUUUGCUUGUACAAGCUGUUGAAUAUAAACACCACAGAAAUGUAGCUUAAUUUAUGAAAUAAUGCAUUUUUUUUCAAAUCUGAGAUUAAAAAAUAAAUCUUUGGAACAGGAUCUUUUGUUUUGUUAUACAUAUACUAUAUAAUUUUUGUAAAAUUUUUUGUAGCAUUAUGUGCCUUAUGUGUUUGACGAUCCAGAGCAAGUUUUUAAAGGGGAGAUAGUAUUAUAAGAAGGAUUAAGUACUUCUCAAGGUUAUUGAUAUAUAAACUUGACUUGCUAAAGCUGUUUAAUAUAAAGGUUGAAUGGGUCAGUUUUCAAUGAAGAAAUUUUCAUAAUGGAAUAGUUUAGGUUGAUGCGAUAUGGCCCAUUAUUAAAAUAAAGUACUGUUUAAAGUGUUAUUUGUAUGUAUGUGUAUUACAAAUGAGUCAAACAAUUACUAGCUUUUCCACAAGCUUAAAUGUGUCCUUUUAUUUUAGAACUAUAAACUUCCUUAGUUUUGUAUUUCUAAAUGAGCUUUUAAAUAAUUAAACUAAAUUGAGAGGCCAAAAAGAGAUUGUCACUUGAGAGUUUUGUUUGUUUUUGUACCUUAAUAAAAAGCCCACUAAGAUAAAUUAUACACAAAACAUUUAGCUCUAGAUAUGUUUCUUUAGAUUCUUGAAUGUAUCCUACUCUGCAGCUGCUCUUGGAUUCUUAACCACUGUAGAUGGCAGGGAAUUGAUGAAUCUUCUGAUUUUUCCAUGCUUAUAACUAAUGAAUAGCCUCUUCCCUUUUCAAGUUUUUAAAGAAAGUAAUUUAGUUUUCAUUAAAACUACUAAUUAGAUUGACAUUUUAAGAUUCACUUUGUAGCAAUGUUACUUUAAUCUGCUUCAUUUAAAUUCUUAAGUUCUGUGGCAAUAGUUUUUAAGCAUUCUUGUUACUGAAUUGUUACUGAAAGUAUUUUUACAUCAUAAUAGUUAGGCUACUUUUUUUUUUAAUGCAGCAUCAUAGAUAAAUAUUUGCCCACUUUUCCAGAACUAGUGAAAGUUUUAGCCAGCCCAAAUUAAUUUCAUUUUGGUUCUUUGUGUUAUCUUUAUAUAUUGUGUAAUUAGGGAAAAUGAAAAGUAUUUUGUACUUAUUUUAGAAUCAUCAUACUCAUUUGGACUUAAAAUUAUUAGCACAUGCUCUUAAUUUUUUUGCUGCCUACCGUUUACUUAAGAAGUGCCUUUACCAGAUCCACAUCUAUAAAGAGGGAGAUAUAAUAAACAAAUGAAAAAAUUUGUCUUCUGAAUUUACUAAAUGUGUUGGUGAAAGAGUCAGAAAUGAUAUAACUCAAAUGAAGUUUGGUGAUACUUCCCUACUUGGGGUUGUUGCUCAUUCUCAUCGACUAAUUAGGUUAUUUCAUAACUACAGUGUGGCAGUAGAGAUUUAUUCUCAGAGAUAAUUGAAGACAUUUAAAAAUAUUGUCAGUACUGAGAGACAGUAAAUUCUCCAGCUACCUUGCUGAUAUUUAGAGUCAACUUCUUCAAAGGGUACUCUUUUUUUUUUUUUUUUUUUUAAUAGGGAUUCUUUCAUCCCUUUGGCAAUCUGAAGAAACUCAUGGACCAUUUUCAGAAAAAUGUUUUUAAAUACAUAAUAUAAAUUCAUAGGAUUACUAAGAAAACCAGUUUAUUGAAAUAUAGCUAUCAGAAUAUAUUUUUAAAAAGUUUAAAGACCUCAGGUUAAGAAGCUUUGAUCUAGACCACAGCUUCUUAAAUGUUUUCCAUUCACGAUCUUUUUCCCCCUAAUAAAUUUUUAUGUAGGCCUAGGUGUAUAAAUAUCUAAAAUAGAUAUACAAAUCAAACAUUUACUAAUAGCAUAAUUUUGCAACCCCACAUUGUUACAAGACCUCAUAUGGGGUCACAACCUAUGUUUAAGAAGCCUUGAUCUAGGUGAACAGGUAAGCUUAUUAACAUUUGAUUUCCUCAUCUAGUUUGUCUCCUUUUUUGUUGAAUGUUCUCCAGAGUUCAGCAAUUUGUUUUUGUAAAAAUGGAGAGGAGAGAUGUGGGAAAGAACUUUAUCUUUUCCCACUCAUUGUCUAGCUAACAGAAGAAUUUGUGUAUGGAUGCGUGUGUGCACGCAACUUUUAUUUUUGUUUUUGCACAGAGGAAAGGUAAGAAACCUAUCUAUGAAAAUUAAAAGUCACAUCUCAUGUUCUUGAUAAAUAUUAGCUUGGGUAUUGGUGACAAAUGAUCACACACAUUCAUCCUCUAAUGCACAGGUUGCCUCUUCUAAUUUCUGCUGAACCAUGUUUAGCCUAAUAGUACAGACAUAGUUUUGUUAUCUUGAGAAUUUUCUUCAUUCUAUACAUAAUUUAAAUGUCAUUAUUAUGAAAUCUGACCUUGAUCUAGAAAAGCUUGCUAUUUUUUUUGUUACAACAGAUUUUUUUUUUCUUUCAAAUGAGCAUCUGAAGGAACUAUAGUGGGGCACUUUUAAAAAUAUCUAAGAUGAGUGAGUGCCUUUUAAAACCUAGGAAAAGCCAUUAGGGUAUAUUGGCAACCAACUAUAUAUAUACUCAUUUCUUUAAAUAAUGUCUCAUAUGUUAUUGAGAUGUUGGCUUUUUAUCAGAAUGCCUUAAUUAAUUCUUUACAUUAAGCUGAUUUCCCUUCCCUCCCCCUCAUUCAUCUGCAGCUAAAUGAAUAAGGUAGUAUGUGAAGAAGUGACUUAGCAAGAUUAAAUGAAUAUUCUCUCAGGUAUAUUGCUUUAUUUUAAAAAGAAUGCUAAUAUCUGCUUUAAAAUCCAUCACUGAUAGCCAAUAUUAUGUCAAUUUGGGAUUCCACAAAGCAUGCUACUGUCUAUAAGCCAGGUUUUCCUUUUUCCUUUUUCUGACACAAUAUAGUAUUCACCUGUACUGUUUGGUUAGUUUAACCAAAUAGACACUUAAUAGAGUUUAUUGACUUAGAAUGAAAUAUGUUUUAAGAAAGGAGGCACUAAUUAGGAAAUCAUCCUGGGGUAAUUAAAAGGAAUGAUUAAGUAGUAUAAAUUAAACAUCAAAUUUAUUUAGUUCUUUUAAUCUUCCACUUCUCUCUAUAUGUAAAGGAAAGAAUAAGCAAGAGAACAUUAUAAGUAAUGCAUAAGAACUUAGUGCAAUGGAACAAGAAGUUAAUGGGGGGAGGGUAUCUGAAAUUUCAGUGAACCAAAAAUUUAGUGAACCAAAAGUUUUUUUUCAGGAUCACACAAGAUUUAACAACUUAUGCUUUUUUUUUUCUCCAAAAUAUGCAGUUUUCAACAUUCAUCCUUGCAAAACCUUGUUUCAAAUUUUUUCUCCUUCUCUUCUCCCCACCCCCUCCCUUAGACAGCAAGUAAUCCAAUAUAUGUUAGCUCCUUUAGACAAGUAAUACAAUGUAUGUUAAACUUGCAAUUCUUCUAAACAUAUUUCCAAAAUUAUGAUGCUAGAUAAGAAAAAUCAGAUCAAAAAGGGAAAAAAAAUGAGAAAGAAAACAAAAGUCAAGCAAAUCACAACAAAAAAGAUGAAAAUACUAUACUGUGAUUUACAUUCAGUCCCCCCAGUCCUUUUUGGACACAGCUGGCUCUCUAUCACAAGUCUAUUGGAACUGGCCCGACUCAUCUCAUUGUUAAAAAGAGCCAUGUCCAUCAGACUAGAUCAUCACAUAAUUUUCUUGUUGCUUUGUGACAAUGUUCUCUUGGUUCUACUUGCUUCAGUCAGCAUCAGUUCACGUAAGUCUUUUUGGGCCUCUCUAAUAUCCUGCUGAUAGUUUCUUACAGAAUAAUAUUUCAUAACAUUCAUAUAUUGUAGUUUAUUCAGCCAUUCUCCAACUGAUGGGCAUCCCACUCAGUUUCCAGUUCCUUGCCACUACAAAAAGGAAUGCUACAAACAUUUUUUCCCAUGUGGGUCCUUUUCCCUUUUUCAUGAUGUCUCUGGGACACAGGCUCAGAAACACUGCUUAUCAAAUGUAUGCACAGUUUGAUAAUUCUUUGGGCACAGUUCAUCUUGCUCUCCAGAAUAGUUGGAUCUAUGAGCUAAAAUUUUAAAGUAACAACAUAUCUGUAUUUAGUUUGACAGAUAUCACAGAAUUCCAUCAUGAAAUUCUCUUUAUGACAUGUUUCAUUAACACUUUAAAAUAUGGCAAAAACUUUUUUAUAUCAAAAUGUGCUUUUUAGACCCUUAAUUUCUUUAUAAGAAAUCUGUGCUCUUGUUUGGAUAUGUAUAUAAAUGAUACAUAGGACAAUAUAUCUUUUAUAAGGAAUGAUUCUUAGGAAUCUCUAUGUAGGAUUUGUUUUGGGUCCUUUAGGCUGAGCUUCUUGAUCAGUACCUUAUCAGGUACUUUUAUUUUUGAUACCUAGUGUUUCGCAUAGUACUUAAUAUAUAGUUGGCAUUAAAUAAAUGCUUUCUGGCUGAAUGAUUUACCUUAUCUCAUAUAAAAUAUGAGGCUCUGUGGUGUCACAUUACAGAAUUGGCCUCUAGAAUCAGGAAGACCUGAGUUUAAGUUCUGCUUCUGACACUCAUAUGUGACCUUGAACAAGUUCACUUGAUUUUCCAGAAGAAAUUAAGCAAAUUGAUUAAGGAAAUUCCUCACUCAGAGUUCCUUGCAUUGAUGAUGCACUAGAUAAAUAAAAAUAAAAACUAAAAUACAAACCAUUAGAAAUGUGUAAUUAUGGUAAUGGAAGGUUAUUCUUGCCCUUGGAUAUUUUGAUUCAUCUUAUUAGAAUGCCUUGAGAACACCUUGUUUCCGUUCUGAUAUUCUGAUUGAAAAAGUAGACAUCCACAUCAUAAAAAACAAGUCACUUAUUAUGAACAACAAUGCUUAUACUAUAAAGUAUAUAGGACUUCAGUUUGCAAAGUGCGUCUACAUAUAAUAUCUCAACUGAUCAGUGUGAUAUUGUGGGGUGGGAUAGACAAAUAAUCAUAUUUCACAAAUGAUACAGGUUCAGAUUAAGGGUCUUAUCCCAAGGCUACUUGGGUUAGCCUUUUUUGUCAUUUAAAAAAAAAAAGCAAAAACAGAAUCUAGUAGUCUCAAUUUGUCAAAAUCACAUAAUGACUGGCAUAAAAAGAGGAAAAUUUUCAUUUGCUACUUAGAAAAAUUCUUUGAAAUUUGCUUGUGAAAUGGUAACUUUAGAAUGAAAAAGGCCUGAAUCUUUGAUGGCAUAGACAUGAAUUAAUUUUCAAUUCAAUUUACUAAGUAUUUAGUAGCAUGUUAGUUCCAGUACCAUGACACUAGUUAAGAAACCUUGUUAUGAGACAAGUUCUAUGGCCUCAUAUUGUGUGGGUGUGUGUAUGUAGGGAGAGGCAUUGUUUCAGUUGAAAAUGUUUUUACUUUAUUUCAGAAUUGAUACUUUCUAAGAUUUCUUCCAUAAAAGCAAAAGAACUACUUUAAUACUUAUUGUCCAAAAUAUAUCAUUCCAAGUAUGGCGUUAUUUUCCUUUGUAAUUAUUUGGUAGUUAUUUUUAACUCGGGUACCAUUGAAAUCAAUAUGAUAAUGCCCACUAAUUUCAGUAACACUUUUUUUUUUUAAGCAAAAAAGCUUAAUAUACAGGUUGGAAAAUGCUGAUAAUAAGUCUUUUCCUGUAUGGUACAAAUAAAAGUAAGUAUAGCAAAAUGUCAUGAUCGAAUUUGGACUUUGUGUUGUAUAAAACCAUGGUGUAUUUUACUUAUUUAUUUAUUUUACCAUGCACACCCAAGUACACAUGAGAGAUAAUAUAGUGAGUAUAGGGAAGUAAGAAUCUCUACACCAAGUUCUAGUUCCAAUUCUACCACAAUUAGCUGUUGUAACCAUGAGCAAUUUAUGUAUCCCAUUGAAGUAUAAGUUCCAUGAGUUCAGGGACUUAUACUUAAGACUUUAAAUCUCUAGCCUUUAACAAAGUAUCUGGCCCUUAGUAGGUCCUUAAUAAGUUCCUGUAGAUGACUUGACUGCUCUGAACUUCAAUUUCUUAAUGUAUAAAAUGGAGGAAUUGGACUCUGAAAGUCUUUUUUGAGUUAGAUAUAAGUUUACUAUAAGAAAAAUUUCUAAAUAGUUGAGUUGUACUCAAGUGGAAAGUGUUCACACAUGAUAAGCUUCAGAGGUUAACUUGUUAGGAUUAUUGUGGAAAGGAUUCCAGUUCAGCUGCAGAUUGGAUUAGCUGAUCUCUGAAGUUUUUUUAAAAUCUGGUUCUUGAUUAGACUAAGGUAUCUUUGUGGGCUAUUUUAUGCUUUUUCUGAUUUUAAUAGGUUAAACAGUUUGUUGCCUGCUAAAGUUUUCAUACAUGGAGCAUAGUCAAUGUGUUUUAUUUUUACCAGCAAAAUUCUUUCAAAGUUUUCAAGUCAAAAUAUAGUUUAUGUGACAAGAAUUUAAAUGUAUACCUGACACUGGAUACAUGAUUAUCUUAUUUCAACAAUCCUUCACAUAAAUAGAAAGUGAAAUAUCUGUACCUUGCCAAACUGUUGACUAUGUUUGUUAAAUUAUGAGUUCUUUGCUGUAUCAGGUUUUAUCCUGGUGGCACAAUAAUGUUAAUAUAUUUUCCUAUGAUAGUAAUUGACUACCGUUUUAUUGGAAACUUCAGGCCACAGGCUACUUAAAAUGAAAUUCAAAGAAAAUGAGAUCAAGUAUUUUGUGAAUGUGGCUUUAUAAUUUAAUGAUCAUAGUUACUAUUAAAGUAAUAACUGAGUAUUAUGAAUUUAAAAAUCUUAAUGUGGGUUGUUUAAGGUAUUUUAUUAAAGUGAUUGUACAUUCUUUAACUUUUAAUCCCAACUUGUAAGAAAGAUAAAAUAAACAUAAAUGAAGACACAUUUUCCUCCCUGGACACCUAUUUUCUUUUCUACUGCAUAGAUUGGCUUGAGCUAAAGAAUUAAAAGUUUUUAAGGGUCUAUUGGGCAUGGCUUGGAUUUGUACGCAGAAACAAAAUGAAGUAUCUACAAUCUUCUAGAAAGCCUGGGAAAUUUUAGCUGUGAAUAAAGUGUAUUUAAGAGUAGGAGAGGUGAGGCCACGUUCUUUGAAUAUUAUUAUACAACAUUUCAUUAAAAUACUGUUGGAACAUUAACUGGGGAAAAAAUCUUUAAAAUAAUAAAUUGAGAAAAAAUAUUCAGAACAUUAAGAAUUUUUAUGCCCCUUUUCUAGCAUAAAGUAAAUUAUGAUGGUAUAAAAAUCUAUUUCAUGUAUCAUAGUGUAACAGAAAUAGUGAAAUUAGUACAUUUUGAAGCAAGUCUUUAUAAUCAAGUGUGUAAUGGAAUAAGAUUACCUAUGUAGAAGAAUAACAUUUAGGGUUGAGAGAUUUUAAAGAAAUUUUUAAAAACUGUUUUUUGUUUUUUGUAUAACUUUGUGCCAUAACUUAAAAUAUCAUUUCUUAAAUGUUUUAGCAUAUAUUGCAUUUGCAAAUCUGUCUUGGAUCAAUAUAGUGGUUGCUCUCGUAAUCAGCAUUUUUAAUAUUUCAUUUUAUCUUUCUCCAUUCAGUAGGUGGCCUUUUCUAGGUGAGUAAUUUACAUGACAAUCAUUAGAAAGAUAACUAAUAGACCCAGUCAGGUACUUGCAGUGAAAUAUUGUUACAAAUGAAGGAUAAAUUUCCUCAUAAGAUUAAAUUUUUUCAGGUGCAUUCUUAUUUGAUUUAAGUGACAUAAUACUAGUUUUGCCUAAUGUUUAUUACAACUUUUGGUUUUUUGACUCCACAAUUUUUAAUAAAGUAUCAUUCUUAAGAAACUGACAUUUGAAAUUAAAAUAUAAAUAGAAUAUAAAAUUUUUGAGAUGCCUCAUUCUAGUUUUUAUGGUACAAUGGAAUCACUAUUAAAAAGAAUUAGGGGUGAGUAGUUUGAAAUAACAUUUUCUGUAGCAUUUAAUUGUUGAAUUGGGAAAGAUGGAUUCUGAUACUCAAAAUAUUUUUGUAUCUGUGCCAAAUCCCUGUGAAAUAAAUGUUUUUUUUAAAAAGUAAA